AUGGGGAUUACGCUCGUCAGUCCCACCACGUGCGCCGGUGUAUUUGAAUUCGCCCCCGCUCUGCCCGCACCAAGUCGGGGGUGGACGAAGGACAAAGCGCAGGUCGCCCUUGACGUGUGCCGUACGAUGGUCCAGCUACACGAGGCGAAACUAGUGCACGGAUAUAUGGUACGACGCCUUCGACUGAACAACGUGUACCGCCACCCCCACAGCAAGGCGAUGCUCCUGUCGUAUCCGCAAGUCUCGCCAGUCGCUGAUACGCCGAUGCCAUGGGCGGCCCCAGAACUUGAAGCAGCGACGAUCUCCACGCCCGAAAUGGACGUGUUCGCGUUUGGAAUGUUCUUGCUCGAGCUCGACCUUGGCCACGUGCCGUUUGCAAACGAGGUCGCGAUUACCGCAGCCGAGGGGGGGGUUCUGAAGAGUUGGAACGUCGAAGGCGCAGUCGCGACGGCUGUGACCGCAGAGUGCCUGCUAGACAUCACCGCCCUUAUUCAAAAGUGUUUGUCAGUAGCGCCGUCCCAGCGACCAACGAGCCUCAUGGUGCACGAUCUGCUUCGCGACAUAAAAAAUGUCAUGGAGCACUGCCUGAGCCGCCGCAGCACCCACUUUCACUCGACUUCCACGCUGAUAUCUGACGUGCCUUGGUUUCUCUGGCGCGUGGUGGCCAGAUUCUUGACCGACGUGAAGACCUCAAUGGAAUGCAUCCACCAUCAUCUGUUCGGGCCUUGGCGUCGGUCGCGCUGGAAGUGA
Messenger RNA from Aphanomyces invadans, 750 nucleotides. RefSeq lists its product as hypothetical. The record is from RefSeq and is a predicted model, not a curated record. The transcript is spliced from 5 exons. Gene Ontology annotation, molecular function: ATP binding; protein kinase activity. Gene Ontology annotation, biological process: protein phosphorylation. Bases 1 to 750 code for a protein of 249 amino acids. Lineage: Eukaryota; Oomycota; Saprolegniomycetes; Saprolegniales; Verrucalvaceae.